CACUCACAGGGCUUAUGGGCAGUCUGGUGUUGAGGUUUAUGUAUGGUGUUUGAGUAGACUUACUGAGGAGGGUCACAGUGACUGGGCAGGCAGGGAUGUAAUUCUCCUGCAGGUGAAUGAGCCUCGGAACCAAUCGCAUAAUAGGACAGUUCAAACCACUCUAUUCCCAAGUGGUUCGAACUGCACACUAGAAAUUCUGCAGCUCAAUUCCCUGUUCACCUCCGCCACCAUACAGACGUGAUGGACUCUGAUCCAGAUGGGAAGAAGAGGAGCAGAGCCUCCAAAGUGGGCGUGUCUUCAUCUGACUCCGACAGUUGGACAGCAGAGGAAGCAGAGGUCCAUGACAAAUUCAGAUCCACACUGAGGAGCAAGUUUCAGCAUCUGGAUGAGGGAGUACCUAAUCAGGGAGAGUCCAGACUCCUUCAAGAGAUCUACACAGAUCUCUACAUCACAGAGGGAGGAGGAGGGGUUAAUGGUAAUCACGAGGUCAGACAGAUAGAGAGAGCGUCUUGGAGAGAAGCAGCACUAAGCAGACCAAUCAAAUGUAGUGACAUUUUUAAACCCUUAUUGGACAAUGAUCAGUCUGAUGAGUUAUCUGAAAAAUUUGAUUCUGAAUCUGAAGUGUCUGAUCACAGACAACUCAAACCUGUCAGAACAGUGCUAACAAAGGGAGUGGCUGGCAUUGGGAAAACAGUCUCUGUGCAGAAGUUCAUAAUGGACUGGACUGAAGGAAGAAACAAUCAGGAUGUCCUCUUCAUAUUUCCUCUUCCUUUCCGAGAGCUGAACCUGAUGAAGGACAAGAAACUCAGUCUGGUGGACCUUCUUCAGCACUUUUUCCCAGAGAUAAAAGAUUCAAAAAUAUUCACCAGUUCAACGCACAGAGUCAUGUUCAUCUUUGAUGGUCUGGAUGAGUGUCGACUUCCUCUAAAUUUCUCGUCCAACCAGAGAUGUUGUGAUGAGACAGAGCCAGUCUCAGUGGACGUGCUGCUGACAAACCUCAUCAAGAGAGAUUUGCUCCCCUCUGCUCUCCUCUGGAUCACCACCCGACCAGCAGCAGCCAGUCAGAUCCCUCCUGAGUGUGUGGACCAGGUGACAGAAAUAAGGGGAUUCAAUGACCCACAGAAAGAGGAGUACUUAAGGAAGAGAAUCAGUGAUGAUAAACUGGCCCUCAGAACCAUAACACACCUGAAGGCAUCCAGGAGCCUUUACAUCAUGUGCCACAUUCCAGUCUUCUGCUGGAUUUCAGCCACAGUAGUAGAGAGAACAUCAUUUGAAUCAGAAAAAGUAGAAAUGCCAAGAACUCUCACUCAAAUGUACACUCACUUCCUGAUCAUUCAGAAUCAUAUCAGAAAAGAAAAAUACACAGAAAGAAAAGAGACAGAUGAAGAGAUAAUUUUCAAACUGGGGCAACUGGCUUUCCAACAGCUGGAGAAGGGCAAUCUGAUCUUCUAUGAGGAGGACCUGAGAGAAUGUGGCAUUGAUGUCACAGAAGCAUCAGUGUGUGCAGGAGUGUGUACUCAGAUCUUCAGAGAGGAGUCUGGGCUGUACCAGGGGAAGGUGUUCAGCUUUGUGCAUCUGAGCAUUCAAGAGUUUCUUGCAGCUUUGCAUGUGUUCCUCUGCUUCAUAAACAAAGAAAGAAGCAUGUCUGACCAACAUCAGAUCUUCCAGCUCUUUCCUCUGUUCACAUCUGCAACACUGCAUGAGCUACACAAGACUGCAGUAGACCUGGCCUUACAGAGUAAGAAUGGACACCUGGACCUUUUCCUCCGCUUCCUUUUGGGGCUCUCACUGGAGUCCAAUCAGAAUCUCUUAAUGCGCCUUCUGCCACAGACGAGACGUCAACCACAGAGCUCAGAGCAAACAGUCCAGUAUAUCAAACAGAAGAUCAGAGAUCAAAGAAAUUCAGACAGAAUGAUCAACUUGUUCUACUGUCUGAAUGAGCUGAAUCGUCAUGCUGUAGUGGAGGUGAUUGACAGGAGCUCAGGAACUCUGUCUGUAGACACACUCUUACCCGGAGAAUGGAAGACUAGGAGAUUUGAGUUUAAGAUUCCAAAGGAGCAGCUGAAAAAGUUUGACCUGCAGAAGUACAUAAAGACACCAGAGACCGAUCAGACUGAGCUCCUCAGUCCAGAUGAAGUUCUGCAGAGGCUGGUGCCAGUGGUCACAGCAUCCAUCUCAGCCAAGCUGGAUGGUUGUUCCCUCACAGAGAAGAGCUGUGCUGCGAUAGCAUCAGCUGCCAGAUCAAACUCCUGCAGUUUGAAGGAGCUGAACCUGAGUGACAAUGAGCUUCAUGAUGCAGGAGUUCAGCAUCUCUCAGAGCUCCUCAAGAAUCCUCACUGCAAACUGGAGAAACUAGUGCUGAAUGGUUGUUCCCUCACAGAGAAGAGCUGGGCUGCGAUAGCGUCAGCUGCCAGAUCAAACUCCUGUCGUUUGAAGGAGCUGUACCUGAGUGGCAAUAUGUUUUAUGGUGGAGUUCAGCAUCUCUCAGAGCUCCUCAAGAAUCCCCACAGCAAACUGGAGACACUAGUGCUGAAGCAUUGUUCCCUCACAAAGAAUAGCUGUGCUGUGAUAGCGUCAGCUGCCAGAUCAAACUCCUGCAGUUUGAAGAAGCUGGGCCUGAGUAAGAAUAAGCUUCGUGAUGCAGGAGUUCAGCAUCUCUCAAAGCUCCUCAAGAAUCCCCGCUGCAAACUGGAGAAACUAGAGUUGAAGAAGUGUUCCCUCACAGAGAAGAGCUGUGCUGUGAUAGCGUCAGCUGCCAGAUCAAACUCCUGCAGUUUGAAGGAGCUGAAUCUGUGGGGCAAUGAGCUUCAUGAUGCAGGAGUUCAGCAUCUCUCAGAGCUCCUCAAGAAUCCCCACUGCAAACUGGAGAAACUAGAAGUGAAUGGUCGUAUCUUCCUGAAGGAGAGUCCAGCAGCAGCAGCCUCGGCUAGCAGCUCCCACUCAGAUGCUGCAGAGCUGCACCUCAGAGGCAAAGUCCAGCAAGACCCAGGAGCACAGCUGCUCUCUCUGGACACACACACGAAGGAUCACCACAUUGAUGCCCCACAGAGGAGCUGUGAAUCCUGUGCUGAAGUUCCAGACUCCAGCCACUGGGUCCUGGUGAAGCCUGAAGUCUCCACAGAGAAGAGUGUCUCCACCUACAGCCUGAGCUCUCCUGCAGGGAGCUACGAGUGCCCAGAGUCUGGUCUGCGCUGGACGUGUGCUGGUCCAGUCACCCUGCAGUACCGCUUCAUGGACUGGCAUCUCUUGGCUGACGAGCUGCCCCACAUGCAGUACAGACCAGCUGGUCCUUCAAUGGACAUCAAGCUCAUCUCAGGAGAGCUGGAGGAGAUCCACCUGCCACAUUUCCUCUGUUUGGGAGGUAGCCCGUCUUCCCUGAAGGAUGCUGUGGAGGUUCUGCAUAAGCAGGACAGUGGAGUGUUGAUAGAGAAGUGUGAGCUGAGUCGCUUCCAUGCCAAGCUGGUGAAGCCCUCCUUUUCUCUUCUUGGGCUUUUCUAUUCUCUCAUAUCUCAUUUGUUCACUGGGAAGGAGGAAGAGAGGGAGAAGCUGGUUGAGGUCCAUGCAGAUGUUCAGGUCUAUCUGAGCAGUACCGCACCCCUCACGUUCCGCUUGUACCUCUCACCACUGAGUCCAGAGCUUAGUCAGCUAAUAGAGAUCCAGGAGGAACGAUUCAAAGGCCAGAGACUUGCCAAGUCCCGGCCUGGGAGACCUCUUCAGAUGAAUGAGUACUACGCCCUAAAAGCCGACUGUGGUAUUAUAGGAGAACCGACUCCAGAAGAGCUAGAUCUCAGAGAGUGCUCCGAGAUUGCUCCCAACUUCUUUGAAGUGCGCAUAAGUGAGGCUGUGAACUUUAAGAUGGAACUCCUCAGCUCUGUAGACAUACGGAAAGUCUGGCAAGCAUAUAUCUCGAGUUCUGAGUGCUUUUGGUACAAACCCCAACAGGGCAGUGAUGGCCCGUACAAUGCUGAAGAAUUCCUAUCCAACCACAGGGCAGGUCUCAUUGAGAAGGUGACAAAUGUCAUCCAGCUAGCGGAUAAGAUGAUGUCAAACAAACUGAUCAAUGGAGAGGAUUAUGAAAACAUCAGAGUGGCACCAACUGACCAGGAGAAGAUGAGACGAGUGUUUGAUGUCCUGAGGUCUUGUGGUGCUGAAGGGAGGAAGACAUUCUUCAAAAUCCUCCAUGAGCUACGUCCUGCUCUGGUGACAGAGCUGGCUACAUCAUCCCCCGGACCAUAGCAAAUCCUACAGGAGGAUGUUAAUACUGUUUUUACUUUGAACUUUGAGAAUGUCAUGCAAACAUCAGCGUGUGUGUUUAAUGUCCUGGAGUCUUGUGGGCAUAAAGGGAAGAGUGUGUUCAUCAGAAUCCUUAAUAAGCAAUGCCCUGCCCUGCUGGAAGAGUUGGGCGGAUGAUCUCCUGAAUGAUGUUUAAAAAUAUAUAUAUUUUCAUUUUAAUUUGUAAUUUUGUGACUUUGCUCCAUGAGAGCUGUGUUUUGUACAUAUUGUAUUUCUAAUCUGGUGUGAGCACUGCACAAGACUUGGUGUGGACAGCAGGGGGCAGCAUUCGGCAAAACAGCAAAAGGAAAGGAAGGUCAUUUCAUUUGGCAACCCUGGGGACCAAACACUUACACUAUUUUCCAUAAAAAUGUCUAGUGCCAGGUUAGCACUAUGCAGCGGUCAUGAUGAUGAUGAAAUAAAAUUAAAUGAGAGAGGCAUAGAUACAAAUACAAUUGAUAUACAUAAUAAUAAUUUGUUAAUAAUGAUUCAUAAUAAUUCAUAAUAAUAAAUAAUAAUUAAUAUUAUUUAGGCCUGUCCUUCAUGUUGCUCUAAUUGCUAAUCAAAUAAUCAACAAUCAGGUUUCUUAAAUGUCACAUUUGUUGUAGACAAUUUCAAAUAAUUGGAAGUCGCUUUGGUUAAAAUACAUCCGCCAAAUGUAAUGUAACAUU
Messenger RNA from Sardina pilchardus (European sardine), 4943 nucleotides. Its product is annotated as protein NLRC3-like. The transcript has 10 exons. The record is from RefSeq and is a predicted model, not a curated record. Lineage: Eukaryota; Metazoa; Chordata; Actinopteri; Clupeiformes; Clupeidae. Gene Ontology annotation, biological process: regulation of apoptotic process; intracellular signal transduction. Bases 241 to 4236 code for a protein of 1331 amino acids. Gene Ontology annotation, molecular function: protein binding.